CCUUGCGAGAAGCUCCGGAGUCUCCCCCCGGUUUUAGACACCGGUUUCGAAGAGGAUGCUUCUUUGGGCCAAGUUGGGCUUUUCUCCUGCUCCGCCUGCUGCCCCCGCCCACCCCUCCUCCUCCUCCUCCUUCCGCGCUCUCCCCAAUCCCGGAGCCGGGAGGUUGCGUGGUACGUUCUGCACGUGAGCUGGGUGCUGCUGGUCUGUCUGGCAAGCGCGUGCCCGGUGGCCAAACAACCAAGCAGGAACGCAAACUACCAGCGCGCCCUGAGCAAGACGGGCGAGAAAAAGGAGAAACAGAAAGACGGCAGGCAGCACAAGAAAAGACCAGGCUGCACGGGCCACUGUGGGGCUUUGUUGCCCGAAGGUCUCCCAAGACUCUGCACCAUCUCCCAGGAGCCGUCCAAAGCGGCGACCACCCCCAAGAAGCUGCUUCCAAACAUGGAUGAAGGGAUCUCGCCUUUGCCCGAAAGGCAGUUAUUGGAGCAUCGGGAAUUAAUAGGACUGGGCUAUCCAUCCUUGUAUAUGUGCAAGCCCAAGAGAGGGAUGAAGAGGGACGAGAGCAAGGAAACAUACAAACUGCCACAUAGAUUGAUAGAGAAGAAAAGAAGAGACCGGAUUAAUGAGUGUAUUGGUCAGUUGAAAGAUUUAUUGCCUGAGCAUCUGAAACUGACAACACUAGGGCAUCUGGAGAAAGCUGUAGUUUUGGAAUUGACAUUGAAACACUUAAAAGCUUUAACAGCCUUAACAGAGCAGCAGCAUCAGAAGAUAAUUGCUUUACAGAAUGGGGAGAGAUCUCUGACAUCUCCUCUGCAAUCUGACCUGGAUGCUUUCCAUUCAGGAUUCCAGACAUGCACCAAAGAAGUCAUGCAGUACCUCUCCCGAUUUGAGAGUUGGACUCCAAGAGAGCAGAGAUGUGCCCAGCUCAUCAACCACCUGCACUCUGUUUGCCCACGGUUCCUCCCCAGCCCCCAGCUUCUGACUCCAAAGAUUUGUCCAGGCCAAGGACCCUGCCCUGCCUCCUCUGCCUUUUCCUGUGUGCAGCGAGAUCAAACUGGCCCAAAGCUGGAGAGCCAGCCAAAUUGUGUGCCAGUCAUUCAGAGGACUCAGAAUGCGAGUAGCAAGCAUAAAUUCAGCCACCAUCCGAUGGGUCGUGUGGAGCUUGGUGGGGAGAAUGACACGGAUACAGAUAGUGGCUACGGCGGUGAGUGCGAGGGAAGACCGGAAGGGGACAAAAGGCAAGGCAACCGGAUGAUCAAGCAGGAGCCCUCUGGGGAUGAGGCACCUCUAGCAGCCAAAAGGCUGAAGAUGGAUUGCAGCAGCGCCUCUUCGGCCAUGUGGAGCCCAGACCAAGCAGCAGCUGGUUCAGCCCUUCUCAGCUCCCUGGUGGCUUUGGGAGGUCUGGGGGGAGGAGGAUCUCCCUUUGCCCAACAACCUGCUGCUCCCUUCUGCCUGCCUCUCUGCUUCAUCUCCCCCUCAGCAGCAGCUGCCUACAUGCAGCCCUUCCUGGAUAAAUAUCUUUACCCGGCAGCAGCAGUCACUCCCAUUCCCUGUAUCUACCCAGGGAUUCCAGCUCAGGCUGCAGCGGCUGCCGCUGUGGCCUUCCCUUGUUUCUCCUCACUAUUGGUACCAGGAGAGAAAGCCAGUUUGGCCUCAGCAAUCUCUACUGAUGUGGUUUCUUCUGGCCAGCCCCUCCCCCAUCCAUUUACCUCCUGCAACCCAGCUGGGCUCAGUGGGGACAAGGACCUCCCUUCCCAAGAGCAGCAUUUGCAGUCUGCAGAGGAAAAGCCUUGAGUGAUGCGACAUCAUUUCUAAAGGAAACCACACAGCUCAUGCCUCCUACUUGACAGGAAGGAUCCAUCACUCCCAAGAAUGAGAAGCAACCCUCACCCCACCCCCGUUUCGUUGUGUCUUGAAGGGAAAGCUUACUAGGCUGGCUCUUUAUUCUUUUUCUUUUAUUAACAGACUAGCUGUACCCAGCCACGCGUUGCUGUGGCUAAUCCCUGUGACCCCACCCCACCCCGUCCUGACCCAUGUGAUCUGUCCCGACCCGUCCUCCCCCACCCCCCACCCAAGGGAGCCCUAACCUCCACCUCCGGGGCGGCCUGGGUCUCGGGGCAUGGCGUGGCCUCCAGGGCGGGCUGGCUCUUGGGGCAUGGGCAUGGACUCCUCGGCGGCCUGGCUCUGUCGGCAGCACGGCCUCCGGUCCGGCCUGGCUCUCGGGGCGUCUGGUCAGUUGGAGGCAGGGCCUGCGGGGCCCGGCCUGGCUCUCGAUGGAGUGAGAUUCUGGAGAGGCAUUGAUGGGGAGGUGGGAGGAGGAGGAGGGGAUGGGAUUAUGGCAUCUGUUCCUUUGAUGUCCACUGGAGGGCGCUAUGUUUUUUUAGACAAAUUCAUUUUUUUACCUGUGACAGGUAUGAACACUUGGGUAGUGGAAUAGAAUGUUGUGUCCAAAUUUGAACACAAUCGGUCAAGAGGUUUCAGAGAAAAGUGGACUGUAACAAACAUGGACCUUAUAGAUAUACAUUAGAUAGAUAUAGAUAUAGAUAUAGAUAUAGAUAUAGAUAUAGAUAUAGAUAUAGAUAUAGAUAUAGAUAUAGAUUAGGUUCUCCCUAAAUUGUUAAGUUUGCUUAACAAUUCAGAAGGCCUAAAGAAAAGGGCAGGGGGCUGCACCAUCUGGAACUGGGGAGUCAGGAUGUGAGAUAUAUACUGUACCAUACCAUACCAUACCAUACCAACUGCAGGCACUUUAAUAAUGAUUAUGUAUUGAAUAGACUGUAAUGGAACUUACUCAAGUGGGCAUAACUCAGCAGGAAGCUCUACACUAACCCCAGUGAAAUAAACAGGAACUAUUUUACUCUUGAAUUUUAGUGGGGUUUGCAAAGGAAAGUUCCACAGUAGAUUGUGCUCCUAGCAGGGCAAGCUUCAGCAUAAAAUGCUUCCUGGUCCAGAAAUCCAGGAUUCGGUUUUCUGGUAGUAAACACUUUGGGGCUUGUAUUGAGUAGAUUUGGGUACUACUGAGUACCUAGGAUUCGUUUGCCAGGUUGCAAUUUUGACAACACUUGCUUGGAAGUCAGUUUCAAUGAAAUCCGAGGAGCUUGGUUCCCAAGUCAACAGGCAAACUGCUUACAUCAGAACGGUCAAACUGAAGCCUGUGUCGCUACUCUGGAUGAGAGGAAGUUGUCUUGAGAAUGGUAGCCUAAGAAUUACAGAGAAUUUGCUUCUCUAUUACUGACUUCUUAAUUGGUGGCUCCAUACAAGAAUCAUUGGCCAGAAGCCAGUAAAAUUUAAGUGCAAUGCAACUGCAUUGAAAUCACUGGAGUUGCCAUCUGAUUCUGCCAAAUAGCAAAUUUAUUUUAUCUUUAUUCAGAGCUUAGGAACCAUUUAUUUCAAUAGGCUUUCUUUUACCUUUUCCACAUGCAAUGCUUGGAGGAGUUUGGUUAGUUAGUUAAGCGUUUGGGGAAAUGGGGUUUGGGAGAAAAAAAUGAAGGUAAGCUAGCACUUUAUUGAGAAACAGACCAUGAACAUAUCUUGUUCAUGUAUUUUUAUUGUCUUGCAUUUUUAGAGCUACCCCUGGCAUUUCCUCGAGGGAUGCAAGAACUGUCCCAGUGUAAUGUAGUUUAUUAUUUGCUAAAGCAAGUGCAUUUUUCUACGUCUUAAUGCUUUGUUUUUCUGUGUUCCUGAUAUUAAAUUACCUUGUUUUAUGUGAAGGAGCAUCACUGCACUGGACUAAAAAGAAAAAAAGACACACACACCCCGCCCCAUUAACAAUGCGAUUCUAUGCCUAUUUACUCAGAAAUAAGUCUCGCUGUCUUCAGUGGGGCCUACUCCCUACUUAGAUUGUAUCCUGAAGGAAGAAAUAAGUUUACUGUCCUGAUCUUGUGCCUUUAACCAGCCCCAAGCCAGCUGUAAUUGUGCGCAAGCAAGCAGUCCCAGAGAGGAGUAUGCCUUCCCAAAAGCAGUAAAAGACCCAGCCAGUCCAUACAGUGGUCCCAGAAGACCAUCGUGUUGUGAAUAAGAACAGCGGAAUCGGAAUCUGCAUCAGCUCAGUGUGUGAUUCUUCCUUGGUCAAUUGGGGUGAAAGAAAGUGUAGCUUUUCCUGGCAUGGAGAUAAAAGCUAACUGAAAAGUUUCAGUUGCAUAAUAUAUGUGCAUGAGGCCUCCGUUGAAAGGCACAGCCACUAGAAUAAGCUAAAAGAGGUUACAAAUCAUAAUUAAAAAUGGUGGGUUGGUAACUGGGUAAAAGUGGGAUAAGGAUUCCUUGCAAGGUUUUUCUGUCUUCAGAUAUCCCAAUUUCCCUUUCUGGAGACUGUUGCCAGACACCAGAUAAUCACACAGCUAAAGCUUUGUUAAUAAGGCUUAAGCCAAGAACCUUGCCUAGAUAUUUUUAGUUUGUUGCCAAGGUAGCACUGUGAGAAAUCACACUUGAAUGUUAUGUAAGAGGUGAGACACAACAGUCUGACUAUGAGUGAAUAUGCCUGGGUCUGUUAGUCAUUUUGAGUGAAUUUGCUGCUAUUGCUGUUGCUCCUGUUUGCCUCAAACACUGUUUUUAAACAAUGUUAGUCCCUUUUCCUUUUCUUUUUUAAUCUUACUAGACUACAGAGCGUCUGUAUGUAAAUAGGUUAAUACAUUCAUUUAAUGAUGUCCGACAUGCUAUUUUUGUAGGAAGAAGAUAUGUGUUAAUGACAAUGAGUUUAAAAAUAUCUCUUUUGAUGAGGAAUUGCUGAAAAACAAAGUUGCACUUUUGUUACAAUGCUUAUUGCUUGGUACAAGCUUAUGCUGUCCUAAAUUAUUAAAAUAAUAAUAAAUAAAUACUGUCUGCAAGAAACUAGCUGUUUAAAGAACAGUUUAAGUAUGAGAGAUAAUAGGAAUCAAUCUUUUUAUUCAUUAUUUUCCAGCACUUCAUGAAUUCUACUAUAAAAAAUAUUUCCACAAUAUUUUGUGAUUUAAACAAAAAAAUAUUCUUACUAAAGAAUAAAAAAAUUUAAUACAGAGUAUGGGUUGUCUAGUAAUUAAAGCUCUUAAAAGCCUCAAAACUUGUCAUUCAUCAAAUAUGCCAAGUGAGCUAUGAUGUCUUCACAGGACUUUAGGCUGUUGGAAUUUCAUUGCUUUUGAAUAGUUAUUCAGAGUCUGUACAAACACCAUUGUUUGCGUGGUGACAGCAGCCCUGUGACAGAGGCGAGGCUUCCACACAAAACCACAACUUUCACAAAACUUGUUUUGAAAAAACACCACUUCCACAUGAGACCCCUCAGAGACGUCAGUAAAUAGGAAUCAUAGAAUCAUAGAGUUGGAAGAGACCACAAGGGCCAUCCAGUCCAAUCCCCUGCCAAGCAGGAAACACCAUCAAAGCAUUCUUGACAUAUGCCUGUCAAGCCUCUGCUUAAAGACCUCCAAAGAAGGAGACUCCACCACACUCCUUGGCAGCAAAUUCCACUGCCGAACAGCUCUUACUGUCAGGAAGUUCUUUCUAAUGUUUAGGUGAAAUCUUCUUUCUUGUAGGUUGAAUCCAUUGCUCCGUGUCUGCUUCUCUGGAGCAGCAGGAAACAACCUUUCUCCCUCCUCUAUAUGACAUCCUUUAAUAUAUUUGAACAUGGCUAUCAUAUCACCCCUUAACCUUCUCUUCUCCAGGCUAAACAUACCCAGCUCCCUAAGCCGUUCCUCAUAAGGCAUCAUUUCCAGGCCUUUGACCAUUUUGGUUGCCCUCUUCUGGACACGUUCCAGCUUGUCAGUAUCCUUCUUGAACUCUGGUGAGGUCUGACCAGAGCAGAAUACAGUGGUACUAUUACUUCCCUUGAUCUAGAUGCUAUACUCCUAUUGAUGCAGCCCAGCUUUU
Molecule: messenger RNA, 5832 nt
Organism: Zootoca vivipara (common lizard)
Lineage: Eukaryota; Metazoa; Chordata; Lepidosauria; Squamata; Lacertidae
Gene: BHLHE41
Product: basic helix-loop-helix family member e41
Biological process (GO): regulation of DNA-templated transcription
Molecular function (GO): protein dimerization activity; DNA binding
Source: RefSeq, a predicted model, not a curated record